Molecule: messenger RNA, 600 nt
Organism: Aplysia californica (California sea hare)
Lineage: Eukaryota; Metazoa; Mollusca; Gastropoda; Aplysiida; Aplysiidae
Exons: 1
Coding region: 1-600 (199 amino acids)
Biological process (GO): DNA integration
Molecular function (GO): nucleic acid binding
Source: RefSeq, a predicted model, not a curated record
AUGCUCGGCAGGAUCCACGAUGGUCACCUCGAAGAGUCGAAGUGUCGAGAACGGGCCAAAUCUUCCAUUUGGUGGCCUGGUCUAAGCUCCGAGAUACGGGAAGUCGUCUCAAGAUGCGACCAUUGCCAGCGGAAACGUCCAGCACAACCAAGCGAACCUCUAAACCUGACAGCUCUACCUGAGUGGCCGUUCCAAAUGGUUGGUGCUGACCUAUGCAACUACAAGGGACAUGACUACCUCGUACUCGUGGACUACUUCUCAAGGUACUUGGAGGCGGCCUACAUGCCAGACACCACCUCAGAGACUGUUGUGUACAAACUGAAAAACAUCUUCGCUCGGUUUGGCAUUCCAGAACUACUGGUGACUAAUAACGGUCCCCAGUUUGUGUCAGACCGUUUCCACAAAUUUGCCAAGGGCUGGGGGUUUAAACACACGACCAGCAGUCUUCAUUUUCCCCACAGCAACAGCGGGUCGGAGAGAGCAGUCGAGGAAGCGAAGAAAGCCCUGAGUCAGGACGACCCAUUUCUCGCACUCCUGAUCUACAGGUCUACACCGGUGUCACCGACGGGGGCGAGCCCAGCGGAACUUGCUCUUGGGUGA